GAUAAGGGGGUGGGGAGGGGGCGUCUUGGCACACGUGCGGUGCGGGUCCAGCAAUGGCUGUGUUGAACUGUUUAGACCUCUGCUUUUGAGAGCCGCGGAACAGCUUGGUGUGCAGCCCACUGCCCCCAACUGCGCCCCUGCUGCGGCCCUGGGGCGCUUCGGGGUGUUUUUUGGUUUGGUUUGGUUGUAGUGGUGUAGGGUUUUUUGGGGUUUGUUUUGGUUUUUCUUCCUGAGGGCUGGAACCAUGGCAAAGGUCCCCGACCGAAGCAGGCACAAAUGGAGUGCACUUCACACUUUCCUCCGCUGCAACAUGAACCCGGAGACCCAACGGGUAGUGGUCUUUGUCAUCCUGCUCUUCCUCAUCAUUGUCAACGUGGUGCUGAUGUUUCUUUUGGCAUUUCACUGAAGGAGGACUGCCGGUAGUGGUGUGGUGCAUGGGGGUUUCCAGGACUGGGCAACAAAUCAGCAGCUCAUCAGUGAUGGCAGCGUGGUGUACGCAGAAGCCCUCUGGGACCACGUCACGAUGGAUGACCAAGAGCUGGGAUUCAAGGCUGGCGAUGUCAUUGAAGUAAUGGAUGCUACCAACAAGGAGUGGUGGUGGGGACGGAUUCUGGACAGCGAAGGCUGGUUUCCAGCCAGCUUCGUACGGCUGCGAGUAAACCAGGAUGAACCCAUGGAAGAUUAUCCGCUGAAGGUUGAGGGAGGCAAAGAGGACGACUCGAGCAGUGGCACCCGCCGCUUCGGGAUGGGGCAGACCACCAAAGACCAAAUGAGGACCAACGUCAUCAAUGAGAUCAUAAGCACAGAGAGAGACUACAUCAAGCAUCUGAAGGACAUUUGUGAGGGUUACAUUAAGCAGUGCCGUAAAAGAGCAGACAUGUUUACGGAAGAACAGCUGAAGACAAUCUUUGGGAAUAUUGAGGACAUCUACAAGUGCCAGAAGAAAUUUGUUAAAGCACUAGAGAAGAAAUUCAACAAAGACCACCCACAUUUGAGUGAGGUUGGCUCGUGCUUCUUGGAAUAUCAAACGGAGUUUCAGAUCUACUCGGAGUACUGCAACAACCACCCCAACGCCUGCACGGAGCUGUCGCGCCUCGCCAAGGUCAACAAGUACGUCUACUUCUUCGAGGCCUGCCGCCUGCUGCAGAAGAUGAUCGACAUCUCUCUGGAUGGCUUUCUGCUGACUCCCGUGCAGAAGAUCUGCAAAUACCCUCUGCAGCUGGCGGAGCUGCUCAAAUACACCAACCCCCAACACAGGGAUUUUAAAGAUGUAGAAGCUGCCUUAAAUGCCAUGAAGAACGUUGCUCGGCUCAUCAACGAGAGAAAGCGGCGGCUGGAGAACAUUGACAAAAUUGCUCAGUGGCAGAGUUCCAUAGAAGACUGGGAGGGUGAAGAUGUCCUAGUCCGAAGUUCAGAACUUAUCUAUUCUGGGGAAUUAACCAAAAUCUCCCACCCUCAAGCCAAGAGCCAACAGAGGAUGUUCUUCCUCUUUGAUCACCAGCUUGUCUACUGCAAGAAGGACCUCCUGCGCCGGGACAUCUUGUACUAUAAGAGCCGCAUCAACAUGGAUGACAUGGAAAUAGUGGACGUGGAAGAUGGGAAGGACAAGGACUUCAACAUCAGUGUCAAAAACGCGUUUAAGCUGCACUGCCGAGACACUGAGGAAGUCCACUUGUUCUGUGCAAAAAAGCCUGAGCACAAACAGCGCUGGCUGAAGGCGUUUGAGAAUGAAAGGAGACAGGUUCAGCUCGACCAGGAGACAGGUUUUUCAAUCACAGAGGUGCAGAAAAAGCAGGCAAUGCUGAAUGCCAGCAAGCAGCAGCAGACUGGGAAGCCUAAGGCUGUCACCAGGCCAUACUAUGACUUUCUGAUGCGUCAGAAACAUCCCACCCUGCCUACUACACUCCCUCAGCAGCAAGUCUUCAUGCUGGCAGAGCCCAAGCGCAAGCCCUCGAACUUCUGGCAGAACAUCAGCAGGCUGACACCCUUCCGCAAAUAAGGGCAGCCCCGUGUUUGUGCCUGAACCACUUCUGAGAAAGCACUUUACCCUCAGUCCUGGGAGGUGGAGCCCAGGUUGUUCCUCUCCUUUGUUUAUGGAGGAUGGCACAUAUGCUCCUGCCUUCUCUAUUUAUUUUGCAGCCCAACAGACCGCACUGGCUCCAAGGUGAGACCCUGUGUGUGCGCUUGCACCUGUGUGCAUUUGUGCCAGUCCUGCCAAGCCAGCCCCGCACAGCGCCCAAGAGGCAAACUUCCAGGAGGAGAUCACAGCAGGGAGCCUGACACGUUUCCUCUGAAAAGAUUUUGCUUGUCAGCUGUACUUGGACUCACUCCUUCCUGCUGUGAACACUACUGCUGUCUGGCAGCUGCUGGAGAGAGGAUGGCAGCUGAUACACCUGCCAGCUCCCUGCCCACUGACAUGCUCUGAUGGGCAGCUCCAAGUCACUGACAUGAUCCAUUUUCCAUGGAGGGAGAAAGCCUUCUUGCUCUCUGCCCACCCCCACUCCCUCAUUUCUCAGAGAUGUGAUCCUCCCACACAUGUCUAACUCAUUCAGUUAGCCUUUGCAGGCACUCAGAUGAGACAACAGUGAGUACUGCACUGUGACCUUUUCCUUUAGCCCAACACCACCAUGGACUUUAGGACAUUCAACUGUGCCAAUCAACCUGCAGCAUGAGUAAAGUUCAAGAAUCUCUAGUGGGUUUGAAUAACAUUCAGUUAGAGAAAAAUGUGCCUAAUUAAUACUGUUCUCAAUUCCUUAGAUUCUCCUUUGUCCAUCAUUCUGCCAUAUUUCCUGGCCAAUGAAAAUGCUCAUUGUUUGUAAUGUGUUUAUUUAUGGUAAAAACCAGAACUGUGUAUUUUGUAAGUCUGUAACUGUUCCUGUCAGAUGUUGUUAACUUGAUGCCUGUUUUGUCUGUUCUUUUUUUUCUUUCUUUUUUCCUUUUCCUUUUUUUUUUUUAAAGAAAAAAAAGAAAGGUCAAUAUUUGCAAACCUAGCUCCCAGAAGUCACAGUCUACAGUUCAAAUCUGGAAGACUAAAACCAAGAUAGUUAUGCAAAUUCCCAGACUCCCAAUUCCAGGGGAAUUACUACAGGUUUUUCCACAUCUUUAAAAAAAGGCAAAGCCACUUUAAAAAGGCCUAAAAUCUGCAUUAAAAGCCUCACUGUAAGUACCCAAGUUUCAAACUGUGGCCAAAAAGAAAUUUAAACCUUGGUUAGCAAAAGGAGAGAUUUGCCUUACCACAGCGAGCAUUAGAAGCCAUACUGACUGAAUUCCCUAGCUUAAGAGGCAUCCUAUGACACUGGAAGGAAGACAUCUGCUCCCUCCAGCAUGAUGCUAGUGUGAGUGAGUGCUGCCUGCAGAGCUCACAAGUCCAGUGUUUGUUGAUGCUGUAGGUGACCAAAGUCUGGUCGUCCAAGGAUACCUGAAUUCAGUAGCACGUACAAAGUCCUUCUUGCACUAUGUCUCCCCAUCAAGACCAGGGGCAACGUUUUAUUUCAUAAAGAAACUUGUAAAAGUGACUCUGAGCCUGUGUUUGUCUCUGACAUGUCUGUGUGAACUUGUUUCUCUUCACCACAGAGAUUCUGCUCUUGCAGCUUAAGACGUGGCCACUGAUCAGUAGAAGCCAUGCUAGAAAGUUACCCUCAAAGCUGCCAUCCCUUGGAUGAAGGACUGAUGAAGUAGGCUGCUGGUCACUUGGAAUACUCAUCCAGGUUAGCAAGUCACCAGCUCCCAAACUCAUGCUACCUAAAUGGAAAAAACAUGUCUGGGAACAUGUAGGUGCAGGGCAUGCUCAACCCUGCUUUGGACAACACGGAACUAAAGAAAGAGGAAGGGCAAGUGCCGGGAAGUCAGGCAUCUGAAAGACAACACAGCUUCUCCUCCUGGUACCUGACCUCCUCUCUGGGCAAACACACCACUCCAGGCACUGCUCCUAGGCAAAACUAGAUGUGACAUCACUACUUACUGCUGUGCUAGAAAACAGUGCCCAAAAGCUGGGAAAACCACUACCAGAACUUCCCCCUCACACAAGAAAAGUUGUUUGCCCAAGGAAAGUUUAACUUGCCCUCCUGCCUAGGCAGGCUCCCCCAAUCAGAGGAAAAUGGGGCUUAUCAAACUGGAAAGAGAGCCUUGAGAUGCUGUUUAGACCUGAACCAGCAAAACCAGCUAGAGAUCUGGUCUGCCAUUUGUCAAAAAUGCCUCUCUCAUGCCAUGGCAGCAGUUGGGAAAACAAGGCAGUAGGACACUGCCAGAAUGGCCUUCAAACACUGCACAAACAGGUGUGGGCCACUACGAUGGGAUGAGGGGAAAGGAAGCACCAAGACAAAAAAUAAUUAUCACCCUAUUUGCACAGUACAUCUGCUUGAUCAAGGCCACAGUGCUCAGCACUGCCCAUCCUCGCCCUCUUCUGCCCCACACACACCACAAGACCUCAUUAAGCUCCCCUCAUGGGACAGAGCACAGUGGAGACCUAAGCUUUAGCAGCCAAUAUGAUGAUCUUUUGCCAGGUGGGGCUCCCAAAGUGAAGAAGACCGUUUGUCCUCUACCCCCAAACCCCACUGACACUGUAAGAGGUCAAUGAGCUCAGCCUGCACUACUUUUUGCCAAGCACCAAAAUUAACAGCAGCACCACCCCCACCCCAGACCCAUGCUGUGGAUGGAUGCCAUGAACAUUACAUGAUUUGGACACCUCCCCCCCAACUCCCACCUAAAUGCUGAUGAAAGCUGUCCAGAGUACACCUCUGCUAAGUCCUGUAGGCUGCAGACACAGUAUGCACCUGACCAUGGAGGGGAGCUCUGCUAACCCAAACACACCAACUCAUGCUCCUCAAUGCAGGGAGCUUUACCUGCAGCCUCCUGGACCCACAGCUAUGUCACCACGAUGCCCCUUUGCCACAGGCAACCACCCCUCCAACACACUCCCCUUCCAGGGCAACCACCCAGAGCUUGCUGUGACCCAGGAAAUGCUGCGGCACUCAUGCUGAGCAGAACAACACCCCCGGGGGAUUGUCACAGCACCUAUAGGCUUGAAGUACCUUCACUGCCAUUGGCCACAGCCAGCAUAGUGUCAGCAAACCCCAUCCUCAGUAAUGUGUGACAAUUGUCACUUUUGUGUUUACCCUAAGUGUCUGCAACCCUCUUUCCCUACCCAUGGUGUGUUUGUUUUGAUUGGCCAGGAAGAAAAUCUGUUGGCAUGGAAAUGACCAGUUCCAUGAGCUGAUCAGCUUUGUAGUGAGUGACGAAUGCGGGAUUGGAUCGGCAAACAUAGGCUGGAAGGGACCAUGGGACAGCCCUCCCCCCUGCCACCCCACAUGCUUGUGUCUUCAGAACAAGACCAACAGUGUAGCUGCAUCAGGUUACUCACAGGAUCGUCCAGUUGCUGUCUGAGUGUGCUCAGGGAUGGAGAUGCCCCCCAAAACUUCUCUGGGUCUCUGUUCAAUACCUCACUGUCUGCAGUAUGGAAAAAAAAAUUCUUACAUCUAUUCAGUGUUUCCCUUGCUGCAACUUCUGAUACUUUAACUUUGUAUGUUGCUUUACACACUCAGCUUUCCAUCUACACUGAAGUAAUGCCAGUACAAAUCCUGACUUGUUCUCCAAUGAGCUGGAGAACAUCAGCUCUGAAGGGCAACAACAGAUGUCCCUUCUCUCCUCAUCCUAAAACGCACAUAAGCAUUGGCUGCUACUAAUUAUCUGUAUAGCAAUACUCUGAACAGCAAACGUGCACCAAGUUGUUCAAAUGCUCAAGCUGUUUACUGCCUCUUCCAGAUGUCCCUUAUCUGAUGAGCGCACACUUACAGAGAUACUUUUUAUCACAAUCUUUCCAAGUAAGUGCCAAACCAGCCCUCUCUGGCCCAAUGCUGCACCAGCUGAUGCAAAAGGUAUUUGUUUCCAGUGCAGAGAAAUACAUUCUCUACCUAACUGCCUAUCGGUAGUACUCUUCCUAAAAAGUGUCUUCAGUUUGGAUUCUAGUCUUGCAAGAAACACUUGGAGCUAGGGACUCAAUUCCCUCUGCAAGGCUGAAAUCAAGUAUAACAUCUCAUCAUCUGAAAGAGGCAGAAACCUGCUGACAGUCAGUGGAGUUACAGCAGUGACACUGACCAGGUAAGGCCCAAACUCUGCUCAACAUACCUACCCUGGUGCCAGCACGGUGAUAGAGACUUCUAAAUCUGAGGAGGAUAUCAUCAAGAAAUGCCAUACUUUACUUCCUACUCUGCACCACCUCCUGCUUCUCCAACCACAAAUCCUGUUACUUAUUUCCUGAACAAAUUGUUGUGGAUCAUGUGCAGCCUCCAUUGGUUUUGAAUGAUUAGACACCUAGAGGUCAUCUCCUGUUACUGACUAGAUGGGUGAGAAGCACAUGUGCUACACAGUGGUAAUCAACAGUUAAAGUCCUCCUUCACCUUGGUCUCUGGAUUUUCUGUGGAGCUACCCACACUUUACUGCCAGUUAAAAGCACCAGUGAGAAACCUGUGCAGGACAGAAGGCAACUGUGUACACAUUAGAUGAUGACCUUGUGAAUCUAUGUAUACUGACACCAAAGGGAUUUUCUGGCAUGUGAACAGGUCAAGUACAGCUGCUGUCAAGCAUUCUGAGCUUAACAGGCAACACAACCAUAGCAGGUUCACAGGAAGAGUCCACCUGAAGCAUGAGAGAGCAAAGCAGCAAGACUUCUGAACCCCCUCCUCUGGAGAUGAUGCUACUUCAUGGGCAGAAAUGCAGAUUUUCAUGCACAGUAAACUGAAGCUCCAGACAUGAGUCUGAAGAGGACAGAUCAUUCCAGAUUUCAGGGUAGAACCUAACUACUCAGAAAAAUGCUCCUGCAUUAAGUUGCAUAUCAUGGACAGGGGUGGUUUGGGUUGUUUUAGGGGCUUGGGCUCUUAGGGGUUCCUCUCCUUAUGUAACUAUCUGUUUAGGAAGUUUCUUCUGAAAAGCAGCCACAUUUCUUGAUGAGUAAAAUUUGUCCAGAUUUUACUUACUUGAAUAAGGUAAGACAGAGACUUAUGUAUCGCAUAUGAACCAGUCAGAGGAAUGAUUUGCUGAAGCUACUGCUCAAUACAAAGAGAACCAGUGGUUGCUAAAUCAUCUAAUUUCUGCUCUGGCCAAAAAGAAAUUUUAAAAAAAGGAAAAAAAAAAAAAGUCUGUUUUGAGCUAUCAGUUUUGAAUACCUGAGUCAGAGAAGGUGGGCAUACAUGCUAGAAAAAUGCCUAUGCUUCAACUUAUGAUAGCAGCAAAAGCAGAACGAACUGUCUUUGUACUCAACACAGAGCUACAAGGUGCCCUGAUGCAGCCUGUUUCAUCUCUUCUGCCCAUUACUUGAAGCGGGUGGGGUGCAGGGUGAGGAGAGCCCUGUUUGCCUGGCAUAGUCCCUCCCCUGGCUGCUGCUUACCUCAGGCAUUUCCAGCUCUCCAGGACACUGCUCCACAAAUCCAGCACAGCCUGUCACCCUGAAGCCCACGAUGCAUCAAGGGCCUGCACCUGGGUGUCCAAACAGCUUCCUGAAGGCCGUGAGAAAGCUAGGACAUCCCAUCACUGAUCAGAAUAACUUGAAACAAAGGCAUCUACAGGUAACAGACAUUCCAAAAGAUGCUUAAUGUCAGACUCAAGAUGCUGCAUUUCUUGGGACGCCAGGAAGCCCAGAAAUUAGCUGUUUGUGAUAAAAAGGCGCUUUAUCUUUUGCAGCAACCUAAGUAUCAGGCUGUGCUCCUCCAGAUCUACUGUAGUGGAAGCAUGUCUUCAUGUAUAGCUGAACUAAAUGUUCCCAGCCUUGUCACCAAUUUUUAAGUGUCAGUCUUUUGAGCAAGUGUUGUACCCCUCCCUUCACAGACUCCUUAAGAACUCUGUCAGUGUCUGUCAGGCAGCAGAGCUUCCAGCAAGGGCUGCUUUCUUAUUUUACUGUUAUCUCAAUCAUUUUCAACGUGCUGUGUACCUGCUGAUGAGGGUUAUGGCACUGCAACACUUGUUUGGACAAUGAAUAUGGUAGUACAGUAACUCCUGAAGCUUUAAGAAUGGCUGUUCACACUUCAUUCAGCUGCUGGAGCCUCAGCCUGCACUUGCUGCUGUUCCAGUUUCCUGCUGAAGUUAGCAGACUUGACACUGCUAUUGACAAGUAGAAGCACCUCACUGCUACAGGCACCAGGUAAACUGCAAUGUCCUCUAACAGAAUACCAGUACAAUGUCCCUGUUCCCCAGAGCUCCCAACCUAAGAGAGACCCAGGUCUUCAGGUAAGUAAUGGGUUAAUAGCUUUGGUAAUGGAUAGAAAACUUCUGAGUGAUGCUAACACACUGAAGAUGCAGUGUUGAUCAUUCAUUUUGAUAGCUUCCCUCCCCUGCACUAUUGCCACAGCAGCAGAAACAAAACAACACAAUUCACUUCACAGCUAAGCCAGCAAGAAGGCCAUCAAAAAGGACAUGGCAGAAGCCAGAAUGCACCCCUGCAUUAUUCCUCUGAGUGUACACGGAGUGGGGUGGGGUACUGGAGCAUGGCCUCGCACACACUUGUGAAUAGCAGCAACCUGGCUUGCACUUGCCUUUAUCUUCAGUCACAGAGCUUCAGGCUCCCCAGAGGCCAAGUUGCACUCCCCCAGCCACAGCCAUGCUGCAGCUUGCCUUGCCUUGGGAUCGCCACCUUGCUCCACACUUCAUUUCUCACCAUGUCUCCCACGUUUCCUUAACAACGGCUGAAGGACUAAAAUCCCCCAGCUCUGGCAGUGCUGGUGGGAUUAAGAAAAACACAGGCUGCUUGUUCUUUUGGCAGAACACUCCUGUCAUCCUUCUCCCUGCAACUAUACCACUCUCCUUUGCACAUAGUGCACAAUUUGCUACCAAAGCAGCUCCCUGUUUUACAGCCUGUGCAAAUGAAAUACCUGUGAUACUGAACCCAGACUCGUGUACCUUUGUGCGUGACUGUUUACAGACUCAUUUGUGAGAUGGGAAAUAAAUGAGCUAUCAGCUUU
This is a messenger RNA of Pogoniulus pusillus (Red-fronted tinkerbird), 8948 nucleotides long. RefSeq names its product Rho guanine nucleotide exchange factor 4 (gene ARHGEF4). Lineage: Eukaryota; Metazoa; Chordata; Aves; Piciformes; Lybiidae. The coding region runs from base 524 to 1999 and encodes 491 amino acids. Gene Ontology annotation, molecular function: protein binding; guanyl-nucleotide exchange factor activity. The record is from RefSeq and is a predicted model, not a curated record. The transcript has 10 exons. Gene Ontology annotation, biological process: intracellular signal transduction.